GAGUGAGCUCAUUUUUAAAAUGCCAGACUAAAAGUUUUUGGCACGAAAGUAAUGAUAUUAUCAAAAUAAUAAGUGUUUUGCAGGUGCUGUAAAAUAUUCUGUUUAUCGAAGUCUUUUCAUAAAUUAGGAACAAAAUGAUGUUGUUGUGAUUAAAAAGUUGAGUGAAGAAAAAUGUUUACAGCUAGUACUUUAAAAAGUAGGUAGUAAGUAGUGUGUCUUCUCAUCUCAAUUACAGGACGAUUACAUUUAACUAAAAACAAUGUGUUUAUCAGAGUGUAACGCAACGAGUUCUACAAGUGCGGACAAUACAGGAAGGACAAUAGACGUCCAGGGAUGCGCCUAGCUCGCCCACACUGUUCAGAUCGCAUGCGCCGUCGGCCACGCAGGCGCGCUACACCUCUUACCCCCGAAUAGAACGUACAGACCAAACUUUCCCUUCGUGCGAGGCUUUGUUUCCUCCAAAGUUUUUUUACCCGCUGCAUUUAUAAUAUCUUUUUGGUAACGUAAGGAACAUAGUUUACUCCGUAUACUGAACUAGGAGGAGUCUGAAAUACUUGCGAAGUGAAGGAGGCUUCAGGAUGGCAGGUAUCCACGAAGAGUUGCGACGCGCAACAAGUAGCGGGUUACACUCGCUGCAAGAUAAGUGCAGCUGGGCUGAUCUGUUUAGCAAGGACGACAGGCAGUUACUUGCCGACAGAAUGCUUCUUAUCAACGCAGCGACCAUAGCAGCGACCACCGGGCUGCUGUACUUCUGGUCAUUCUUAGCGCUGGAAAACCAUAUCAACGAGUGCAGCUACAGAAACCUGUACAACUACGCCUUCUCUAUGCAUUUGCGACUCAUAUUACCAAUCAUCGUCAACUUCAUGUACCAAUUCUUUAAUGUCUGGUUCCUCUCCGGCUACAACCGCGCUUUAAUUGAAACCUACCUGCAAGUUUUGGAGAUUGAGGCCCUCACCCACCUGUGCAUUGAGCGAUACGUCUACGCAAAGUACAACACCAACGGAUGGCAGAUCAACAGGGACCACUAUGUACUGUAUAUAUAUUUAUGCUUCUUCUUCGCUGCGUUGUAUUCGUUUUCACCGUAUUAUGGAAUAGGAGACUACGCCCCGGACUUCGCUUGUGAUAUUUACACCAUGGAUAUGAUACUACCGAAUUCCUGGAAGCGAUAUGCUGUUCUCACCAUAUUUUUUCUUAGAAGCGUGAAGCCGAUAAUUAUGUGUGCAUGCAUGUUGAAAUGGGCUCGUGAACUGGAAUUGAAGUACACUCCUCAAAUGAAGAAACGGGGCGAUGUGCAUUACACCCAGUUGGUGAUCAGGAUCGCGAUGUGGAACUUCUGCCUUUGGAUGCCGUUGGCCUUCGUGAGGGGAUUCGUGCUGGUCACUCAGCUGAUGUGGGGAGAAAUAAUGGUCCUGCACCCUGACACUAUCUCUUGGGCGAAGUGGAUAUACGAGGUGUCCCCGGUGUGUGUGACGGUACUGAUAGUCAUGGAGAACAUUCGCAUGAGCGGGGUUGCUGUGAAUUCUUCUGGCAACGAUGAGACUGGAACCGAGCUUAAACAGGAAUAAGGGAUCAACACGAUCAGAUACGAUACGACGGACCGUUGAACUUAUAUUCCAUUGAAUAAUGUGUAUUUUAAUAAACUUCGUAGAUUGUAGUAUAUUUGGAUAUUUUAAAUGUUGUGAACAAAAACGGAACAUCAAUUCCAAUAUGUUAUAUUAUUACACAUGUUUUAACCUCAAUGUACAAUUUUAUCGUAUUAGAUACGACUUAAAGAAUUUCAACAAUAUAUUACAAAGAGACAAAUAAUUUGUACGAAGAAUAUAGCACAGUUCAGUUGUAUGAUACAUUGAUCGAUUACCUAAUUCAGUCAGAUAGAGCAUGUAUAUUAUGUACAUCAAUAUACAAAAGGGAACGGGGUUUAUGGAUCGCUAAUGAACACAAGUAGAAAGAUAUACUUACAAAUCAAAUUGAAUAGAUAGAGGUCUUAAGUUCUAGAUCACAUACAAGCACAGAUUAUGCUUCGAUAGGUACUCUUGGAUCUCAUACACUAGCCUCGAUUGGUCCACGAUAAGGCCAUGGUGAAGUAACCCUCGAUGUUUAAUAUUGUAUCAAUAGAUUAUUAGUAAUACGCAGUAUGCGUGUUGAACCCUAUUAUUAUUGCACUAGACAAAUCAUUUGGCUAUCCGAAAAAUAUUUCGAAAUGUAUUUUUAUUAACUUUUUACAAAAUUAUUUGGCGGAAGCAUAGUUGGGUGCGUUCAGAUCUA
This is a messenger RNA of Pectinophora gossypiella (pink bollworm), 2265 nucleotides long. RefSeq lists its product as uncharacterized. NCBI's taxonomy places the organism in Eukaryota, Metazoa, Arthropoda, Insecta, Lepidoptera, Gelechiidae. Bases 579 to 1565 code for a protein of 328 amino acids. The transcript has 7 exons. The record is from RefSeq and is a predicted model, not a curated record.